UUCAUUCGUGUGGUCGAAGAUUUUGAGGGUCUUGUCGUCCAGCGCUUGUUUGAGUUGUCUAAAGCUAAUCUCUCGUCAACCGGCUAUAAACUUCGAAGACAAAUAUCUCGAGCCAUCGUCAAACGAUCGGGUGCAAUUCGUACUGCACUAGACAAGUACAACAAGCUCGCUGUCGUGCAAAAUCCACGAAGGCCAACACUACAAUAUAGUGAGAUUCUGUCUUAUGUGGCCCUUGGCGAGUUUGAUAUCCUCAAACAUUCACGACACGAUAUCCUGACCAAGCCUUGGAGCAACACCACACAUCAUCAGAUGGGUGUCAAGUACUUCAAGAUUCUCCGAGCUCGUGAGGAGAUUACUCGACUCAAUGUUGAAAUCUGCCGCCUGCACGCUUGGAUCGAUGCUGAGGAUUCUGACAUCAAACAUGUGGCCACUGAGCUUGAGCUAACUAACCCUCCGCUUGCAUCAGAAAUUUGGAGGCUGUAUCAUUGGCAGCGGAGGGUCAAUGAUGUGCACCGUGUUCGUAUCAAUCGCAUAUAUUCACUUGAAGGAUUUACU
Messenger RNA from Suillus plorans, 555 nucleotides. RefSeq lists its product as uncharacterized. The record is from RefSeq and is a predicted model, not a curated record. The annotation marks the transcript as partial. The transcript is spliced from 2 exons. NCBI's taxonomy places the organism in Eukaryota, Fungi, Basidiomycota, Agaricomycetes, Boletales, Suillaceae.